Messenger RNA from Alternaria novae-zelandiae, 789 nucleotides. RefSeq lists its product as uncharacterized. Bases 1 to 789 code for a protein of 262 amino acids. Lineage: Eukaryota; Fungi; Ascomycota; Dothideomycetes; Pleosporales; Pleosporaceae. The transcript has 4 exons. The record is from RefSeq and is a predicted model, not a curated record.
AUGAGGAUGGAAGUUGCAAUCGAAAGCGUCCGUCAAAGGAAUAAGGCCCGACGGUGGUUCGAUUUCAUCUCGACACCCUCUUCUGUCGGGUUCCAGUCACUGGGUAUCUGCACGCCCGUAGCAAAACACUUCCCCCGGGCGAGCAUCUCGCAUUUCGUGCAGGAUGGCACCACUCGGUACCCCACCUCUGAUUUGGUCUCGCUCGAGAUCAUUCAUACGAACCUAGAGGAUAUCGCGGUACAGCUGCGCGCUUCGUGCCCGCAGGCCAUCAUGGAUGAAUUGUCCGCGACCCUGGAGCACCUUGACCGAUUGAUCCAUGGAAACCAGGAGACAGAGACUGUCAACGACGGGGCCAGCAUCGGCUCCCUCAAUCUGAGUGACCUUAUUCGGGAGCCGUUACCCGAUCUAGAGGUUGCCGACAAUGCCAGCAUGCACGCCUCGGAUGACGAGGAAGUUACUCUUUACGAGGGCGAAACCCAAUACCUUCAAGCAGUAAACGGUGGGGCCACCAAUGAAACCUGCAAUCUCGACGACGUGCUCAUACAGUCAGACUUUGAAGACAAUGCCAGGAUCCUCGAGCUUGGUGAUGCGGAGAUGGCUGCGUACGAGGGCGACACGGACGAGCCUUCAACGCUUUCACUUGAUUACGACUUCAUCUACGCCGACGACAUGGACGCCCAACCAGUCCAAAACCAAGUCGAUGCCAGCGCGGUGCCUACACCAUCCAACACCGGCCUUCUUCAGCAAUUCGAAUCAAUGAACGUUAAAGACUAUGGAGAAGAGGUCUAG